Eimeria acervulina is the source of this 416-nucleotide messenger RNA. RefSeq names its product ribosomal protein L37a, putative. The annotation marks the transcript as partial. The transcript is spliced from 4 exons. Gene Ontology annotation, biological process: translation. NCBI's taxonomy places the organism in Eukaryota, Apicomplexa, Conoidasida, Eucoccidiorida, Eimeriidae. The record is from RefSeq and is a predicted model, not a curated record. Gene Ontology annotation, molecular function: structural constituent of ribosome. Gene Ontology annotation, cellular component: ribosome.
AAAUGCUCUUUCCAAGAGCCAUCAAAGGCCUUUGUCCUCCUUCGGUGGUUCCAACGGGGAGCGACAAAGACAGCAACGACGGCGGAGGUGUCGGAGUUGUGGGGAAGUACGGCACGCGUUAUGGCGCGUCUUUGCGUAAAGUAAUGAAGAAGGUGGAGCUGCAGCAGCAUGCGAAGUACACCUGCCCCUUCUGCGGCAAGGGCCUACAGCUGUGCGUAUUUAUUUUAAAGUGCAACGAAGAAAGGUGCAUUCAUAUUUCAUUGCUGAGCGUGAAGCGGCAAGCGGUCGGCAUCUGGCACUGCAGAGGCUGUUCAAAAACUAUGACUGGAGGCGCGUGGACUCUGCAGACGGCAGCAGCAGCCACAGUGCGUUCAACUGUUGCUCGUCUAAGGAAACAGAUGGGGGAGGCGAAGUAA